GAGAGGAGAAAAAGAAAGGCCUCACGGCCAAGGAGAAAAAAAAAUAAAAAUUCUUGGAGCUCAAAUCUUUGGUUCAAAAUUCGUCUCUUUUGAAUUCCUACUAAGUUGGAAACCCUCUUCAAUGUGAUACAAAUUUGGAGGCAAGAGAGUACUUUUUUUAUCAAGUGGAAAUUCUUGAAAAAGAUAUUGGAGAGCCCGAGACUUGAGUCGGGAUUUAUUAGCGAGCGAUCGAAAUUUGGUUAGCGAGCGUUCGAGGUUUGGGAUAGUAAGAAGUACACACGAACCUCUGCCCAAUUUUGUCAUUUUCUCUGAUUGUAACGAAACACAAGCCACAAGGUAAGGGAACCACGGCAAGGGAAUGAAAACUAGAAGGAAAGAGAACAAAACCAGUGGCAAGAGUAAGCCAAAUUCUCGGUAAAAAUGCAGCUUUACACUUGCGGUUGAAGUGAGCGAAUAAAGAAGAGAUAUGAAGAAGCUUAGGUGGGCAAUGGACUCUGGUGGAUUUUGGGAAUUGGACUUAUCCACUCCAAUUACUCUCAGCGGCCAAGCACGCUCAGUUCCUGGUGAACCAUUGCCAUUGGGGUUGUCUCGUGGCUCAAGGCUUUCAAGAUGUCAACAAAUUGAUUUCUUUCAGCGCUUCAUGGCCAUGCCUUUCGUCCCUUCUUUCUCCCCCAACACCGGCUUCUUCCUUCAACGGGUUCUUUCUCUCCCUAUUGGUGAGAGCUGGUCUACUAUGCUGCUUGGACAGUUAAAUGUCCAGAAAUUUGUUUCUUCUCUAAGAAAAAAUAAAACUAAGCAUCUGCCAGACUCCUCAUGGCUUCAAUCCAUUGGAAGGAACUUUAUCCAAAAAUCUUUUUAUGCCCUUGGCUUCUCUUCAGAGCUGUCUCUCACACCUGACGAUACAUUGCUCAUAAGUUUGGAUGCUUAUGGUGAUGAGAAGAUGCCUCAGAAAAAAGCAGUUCUACAUCAUAAGUGUCUCCUGUUGAAGAUUCCACUUGGGAGGAUCUGCAUCAUUUCAAGCAUGCCUUUCCAAAUUCCAAAUUCUAGCCUGAGUACAAGCGUUUUUCUCCUGGAAGGGACUAAUAUUAUCAAUGCAUUUGUAAUAGUACUUUCCCAAUUUCCUCAUCAUAAUCUUACAAUGGAGGCAGCUUGGCCAGGACUUUUUGUUGAUGGGAACGGGAGUUACUGGGAUGUACCAUUCUCACUCGCACUUGAUCUUGCAUCAACGGCUCUUGACUCUGGUGCAAGCUAUCAUUUGUUUUUCAACAAUUGUGCAGGUUCACCCAAGCAGUAUGAAGGUCAGCAUAGUGAUGAGCUACCACCUGCUGCUUUGCUUCCAGGAUUCACAGCCAAAGGUGUAGCUUCCUUGAAGAAAAAUAUUGACCUUUGGCGAAGUGAAGCGUCUAUGCUAAAAAUGGUGCAACCAUAUGAUAUAUUCCUGUCUAAUCCUCAUAUUUCAGCAUCAUGGAUCCUUGGUGCUGUUUUUUCUGCAUAUCUCGGAGACAAUUCAAUGAAAGGACAACGAUCAUGCAGUUUACAGGGUCUAAAAGAUUUUGACCUUCGAAUCCAAGGAGUGAAUUCUGCUGUUACAGUGGACUCAUUUGCAUCUGCUUCACUCACUGCACAGCACGGAAAUUUCCAAAGGCUGUUCCUGGAUCUCACUCGUGUCAAUACACGCUUCGACUUUCCUUCAGGAUCGAAACUUCUUUCUGGAAUAACCUCUGUGGCAUACAGUCUUUACAAUUCUCAAGAACCAAAAGUUGAGGCACUACAGGCAAUUUGUCCGCGUGCCUCUCUAUGUUUUCAGCAGCAGAUCAUAGGACCUUUCAGCUUUAGAGUUGAUUCAGAGAUCGCAAUUGAUUUGAAGAAGGAUUGGUGCUUAAGUGUGAAGAAUCCUGUAUUUGCCAUUGAACAUGCUUUGCAAGUUCUCUGGUCUGCCAAGGCUGUUGCUUGGUAUUCCCCCAUGCAGCGUGAAUUCAUGGUAGAACUUCGCUUUUUUGAAACUUAAUGUCACCAUCAUCUGGAAUGCAGUUAAUAUUUGUUAUAAUUCUCUCUGGGUCUUGUGUUGAUAAUUCUAGCUAUUCAGAGCCACUGUGCCUGGUUAUCUCGUUUGUUUGGCAUACUGUCUCAGUUAAUGCAGUUUCAUUUACUGAUUUCUAUUUUGCGGGAAUUAGUUGGGAUAUUUUUGAGUAAGUUUAUGCUUUGUAAAAAUUGAUUGUGAGACUAUGUUUGUAUUUCUUCUCAAAAUGUUGUUUUAAUUGUCAACAUAAUAAAAAUUUGUUGUUGAUUUGUAA
Messenger RNA from Lycium barbarum (goji berry), 2294 nucleotides. RefSeq names its product protein TRIGALACTOSYLDIACYLGLYCEROL 4, chloroplastic. Gene Ontology annotation, cellular component: chloroplast envelope. The record is from RefSeq and is a predicted model, not a curated record. Bases 467 to 2008 code for a protein of 513 amino acids. Gene Ontology annotation, biological process: acylglycerol transport; ER to chloroplast lipid transport. Gene Ontology annotation, molecular function: phosphatidic acid binding. NCBI's taxonomy places the organism in Eukaryota, Viridiplantae, Streptophyta, Magnoliopsida, Solanales, Solanaceae. The transcript has 8 exons.